CUCUAUGUGUUAUUGCUCUCAUUAAACAAAAUAUUUAUUACAGUAGACUUGAUUUUAAUGGUUUAUUAGUGUGUUUUUUUUAAUUUUAUUAUCGUAUCGUUAUUGUACCUAUUAUAAAUAGUGGAGAAUGCCCUCAGAUACAGAUGUUCUGUACCAGUUAGAUUUAGGCGAAGCACCCCAACAACUUCAAGAAUGGGCACAGGAGAACAUUAGAGAAAAUCCCGACACCAGAUGUUUGUUAAUAGAAGAUUUUAAAGAUAUGAUAUACGCUAGAGGAGACUGCACUCUACACCGAACAGACGAUGCAUUCCUGCUGCGUUUUUUGCGAGGUCGCAAUUGGAGCCUCGAGGCAGCUUACAAACUGUUAGUAAAUUAUUAUGAAUUCAAAGAAGACAAUCCUGAAUUUUUUGAAAAUGUCAAUCUAUUCAAAUUGUUAGGCAUUGGCUGUGAUAACAUUCUUACCGUACCACCCUACAGAGAACAAACAGGAAGAAGAAUUUUACUGUACAGAAUAGGAAACUGGGAUCCAGAAAAGUACAGCGUCACCGAACUGUUCCAAGCCACGCUAGCUGUUCUGGAAUUAGCAAUUUUGGAACCACGAGCUCAAAUCUUGGGCGGAGUUGCCAUGUUUGAUAUGUCCGAUCUCACUCUAAACCAAGCAUAUUAUAUGACGCCCAGUAUCGCGCAUAAAGUUUUCCAAAUCAUGGUGACUUCAUUUCCAAUGAAAAUUCAUGCUGUCCACGUUUUGUUCCAACCCUGGAUUUUCGACAUAAUUUUUGGGAUGUUCAAACCGCUUAUAACAGGCAGCAUGAGCAAUAAACUGUUCUUCCAUGGUGAUGAUAUGGAAAGUCUUCACAAGCAUAUCGAUCCUAAGCAUUUACCCCAAAGAUACGGAGGUCGUCAUCCGGAUUACGACUACAGUCCCUGGAUCGAGGGAUUCAAGAUCGACGAGAAAAUCAAAAAGCAAAUGCGAUUGAACGGAUACAUAAUCGACGAAGACGAAUACGACAAACAGGCGCGCGAAAGAAAACUGUCCCAGAGUUCCAGCACUUCCAACUAAAGACAGCUUGUGUUAAAAUGUUUUUCGUGG
This is a messenger RNA of Sitophilus oryzae (rice weevil), 1090 nucleotides long. RefSeq names its product clavesin-2-like. The record is from RefSeq and is a predicted model, not a curated record. NCBI's taxonomy places the organism in Eukaryota, Metazoa, Arthropoda, Insecta, Coleoptera, Curculionidae. Gene Ontology annotation, cellular component: membrane. Gene Ontology annotation, molecular function: phosphatidylinositol bisphosphate binding. The transcript has 7 exons. Bases 128 to 1060 code for a protein of 310 amino acids.